Lycium ferocissimum is the source of this 485-nucleotide messenger RNA. RefSeq names its product protein ENHANCED DISEASE RESISTANCE 2-like. The coding region runs from base 6 to 245 and encodes 79 amino acids. Lineage: Eukaryota; Viridiplantae; Streptophyta; Magnoliopsida; Solanales; Solanaceae. The transcript is spliced from 3 exons. The record is from RefSeq and is a predicted model, not a curated record.
ACUGGAUGGUUAAACGUGCCGUUGGAACUAAAGCUUGCCUAUUGGGGAAGGCAGUAACAUGCAAGUACCUUAGACAAGAUAACUUUCUGGAGAUCGAUGUGGACAUCGGUUCAUCAUCUGUGGCAAGAGGUGUUAUUGGUCUUGUACUGGGAUAUGUCACAAGCCUUGUUGUUGAUCUUGCUAUUCUAAUAGAGGCAAGAGAAGAGGAUGAACUCCCUGAAUAUAUUCUGGAACUGUUAGACUAAAUCGAGUGAAGGUCGAUUCUGCUGUACCAUUGGAAGGUUGAUGAUUCUUCGUUGGUAAGUAGAAUUAAUCGCCGCCUUGAAAUCGAAUAUAGCAGAAUCUUUAUUAUACUAAUAUGAUAUCCCAACAUGUUCGGGACCGAGGUGUAGUACUUGUUGUACUGUAAUGAUAUACCAAGAACAACACAGAAUCAAAUGCUGUACUGAAAAUAUCUAUUGUUGAAACAAAAGUUGUAAGAUGAA